UCAUCUCCCCCUUUCUUCCUUUUUUUCGGCUUCUACUGAACGGACAUUUUGUUCUAGGGUUAGGGUUUGGCUAUUAACGUUUUUUAAGCUUGAUUAUUCUUCCCGGCUCUGGCCGGAGCCGAAGCAGCUAUUCACGACGGUGGCGGCUGUGCCGAUUGCAGUAAAGGAUGAGAUCGAGGACUAUUUUGAUCAAAUGCAGGGUCCUCUCAACAAGAGAUCGAAGCUAGCUGAGCUGGAUGAGCAGUUGGAAAGCAAGAUGGUCAUGCCAUCGGCACAUUACGAUCCACUUGAAGAGCCAAGUCCACUUGGUCUUCGGCUGAAAAAGAGUCCAUCUUUCUUGGAUUUAAUUCAAAUGAGGCUUUCUCAGGGAAAGCCGGUUUCAACGUCAUCUUUCACGGGCAGUAGCUUAGAAACUGUGAAAAACAAGGAAUUCGAUUCUGCCGCUCUUUCAAAUUCUGUUGACAAGAUGAAAGCCUCAAACUUUCCAGCUUCGAUUUUGAGGAUUGGAAAUUGGGAGUAUGUUUCGAGGUAUGAAGGUGAUUUAGUUGCAAAGUGUUACUUUGCGAAACAUAAGCUUGUAUGGGAGGUCCUUGAUGGCGGUCUAAAGAACAAGAUUGAAAUCCAAUGGUCAGAUAUAACUGCACUGAAAGCAACUUACCAAGAAAAUGGAUCUGAAAUAUUGGAUGUAAUGCUUGCUAGGAGACCACUUUUCUUCAGAGAGACCAAUCCUCAACCCAGAAAACACACACUUUGGCAGGCAACUUCAGAUUUUACUGGAGGCCAAGCAAGCAUUCAUAGGAGGCAUUUUCUGCAGUGUCAACAAGGCUUGUUAAAUAAGCAUUUUGAGAAACUUAUCCAAUGUGAUCCACGGUUAAAAUCUCUAAGUCUGCAACCAGAUAUCAUCUUGGAAUCUUCCUGCUUUGAACCCCCCUCGUGCUUGGAGGACAAAGAUGAAUCUAAAUGCCUUGGAUUUGAUAAGCUGAAGGAGAAUCAUGAAUCCUCUGCUGAAUUUCAUGAUCCUAAACCACUCUGUGCUAAGGCUGGAACAAGGAAUACUAUUGAUGCAGGUCUAGAUCUUGCAGCCAGACAAAUGAUUUUCCAUGAUUCAGGUAUUUAUAGAGAAAACACAUCAUUAAGCAAUCAACCUGUGCAGUUGGAACAGCUUAAAGUACCAGAACUUAAAGCUUCCAUGUCGAAAGAUGAUUUAGUGAGCCAUUUAGAACACUGCAUUUCUGAACAGAUGGCUUCAGGCAACCCAGUUUUCUCAGCUGAUUGCUUGCUAAACAAAGAAACAUUAGAGGAAUGGGCUGAUUAUUUUCUCACAGAUUCUCAAAGUUUUGAUUUUGAUGAAAAUUCUCUCUUAUCAAAAGUAAACUCGUUAAACCGUCUUCUUCAGAAGGAUCCCUCGAAUGAAAACCUGCAGUCAGCUUCCAUUGCAGGCAUGGAAGAUCGCCAAGAUUUCAUUGAAGAUGAUUCAAAGCAACUGCAGAGGAAAAAAGUCUUUGAUGACCCACAGCCUUGUGGUAUUUCAAGAAAGGAUUCCAUAGGCGAUUUUCUGAUGAAUUUUCCUCGAAUUGGUUCCAUACCACAGUAUUUGCAUCUUUUUAGUAUAGAAGAAGACAAUGAUAACCAAGCCAUCUUUUAAAUACCAACAAUGGCAUCUCAAUCUUUGUAAAGCCUGCUGAGUGUUGAUGAGAUGUUGUUGGGUCUAUAAUGUCAAUAUUUUGGGAUAUUUGGACUUGCACCAUUAAACUAAAUUCCAUCAAGCUUUUAUUGGAUUGUUGUUAAGUUGGUGCAA
Molecule: messenger RNA, 1798 nt
Organism: Dendrobium catenatum
Lineage: Eukaryota; Viridiplantae; Streptophyta; Magnoliopsida; Asparagales; Orchidaceae
Exons: 7
Coding region: 194-1645 (483 amino acids)
Source: RefSeq, a predicted model, not a curated record